GGUUGAAUGAAGAUGCCGCCGAAAUGCCAAAGAUGUAUCUCGUGGAAGGCCAAGGCUAGAAGAUUUUUAACUUUCGUGUAGAUUGAAAUUAGGAAUGUGUGCACAAAAUCAAGCACCAAAUAAUAAGUUAUUUGAAAUUUUAGCAUUUUGAUUCAGAAAAUGCAUAAUGUUCAAUGGAAAGUAGCGUCGAAAUUUGGUUUAACAAACCGGACUUUCGCAAGUAGGCCGUUCAGUUUGAUUUCAUUUACUGGCUCAUGUCGAAAAUGCAGUGCACUCAGAAGAGAAUCAAUCGUUCAAGUAAGAGGAGCCUCUUUGAGAAACGUUGGUGUGACCAAUUGGAGAUAUAUAUCCUUGAGAAGGAGGCUGCAUCUAUCCUUUACAGCAUCUGCAAGUAGUUCUCAUGUAUCGUUGCAAAGUGGCUUAAGAAGUAGUGAGAUUGAGACAUUAGACUUGUCAGAUGGCUCAAAAUCUUAUAAUAACACAAAAUAUGCUGAAGAACACUUUGAAGAAGAAGAUAUAGAUGAGAUUGGGGUUAAGAGUGGAGUAGAGGAAGUCAAAGCUCCAGAAAGGAAGCAGAAAAAAAGAACCAAAAACCCACUACCUUCGUUAACACUUGAUGGCAGACAACUUACAUUUGUUGAAGAGACCAAAGUAACUGCUGAAGUUGAUGUGUUAAUGAAGCAUAAUAGAGCAGCGGAGGCAUUCCAGCUAUUUAACAAACACAGAAGAAGAGGCCAUAAAUUUUCAGUUGAAAACUACAACCAGUUACUGCACUGCUUUGCAAAUUGUGGAACAUGGCUCCAAGUGGACAUCUUGUUGCAUAGUAUGGUCUCCCAAGGAGUGAAACCAGAUAUUCAAACAUAUGCUGCUGUCAUAGAAGCAUGUUGGAAGAUGGGAGAGACCACAAAACUUGAACAGUUUGUAAAACAGAUGGGAAAAGAUGGUCUGUGUAAAGAGCAUAUAUUUCAUAAAUGUGUGCUGACCAAAGGCCAAGUAAGUGCAAUAACGUCUGCAUUGAAAAGUGUUGAUCCAGAUUUCAAACCUGUGCCACCUGAUGCACCAGCAAGAACCAAGUUGCCAAAUAAUCGGCUACUGAAUCCAAUGAUGGAACCAAUAACCGAGCAAGUGGAGGACAAUUCAGUUUUUCCAGAUUCAUGGCAGGAUAAUCUGCAUGACCUUUUUGAGCAGCAACUGCAGAAUGAAAUCAAAGGUUUUGUUACUAUUCCUUCAAUCGAGAGAAAAGGGGCAGUAUCCGAGAAGGAUGGAAAGAGGAAACAGCUAUACAUAGACAUCAGUGAGGAUUGGAGAAAGUCAUUGCAAGAGACGAUUGAAAAGGAAAUUGCUAAUGGAAUGCUUGGAAAAGACAUUAAAUAUUCAAGUGGAAAAACUCUCCAGCACAAGUUCAUUCCUUACUUAAGUCUUCUUGAUCCAAAAGAUCUAAGCGAAAUUGUUGUUAAUGAAAUCUUGCCGAUUCUGUGCUCACAACCUCAAGGCGUGUCUGUCAAUUUCAUUUGCCGACAUCUGGGCGGACUGAUUCAUUCGCGAUACGCAAUGAAAUGCAAAAUAGAGGCAGGAGUUGUUGAAAAGGUGCGAGAAAUAUACACAGAGUAUGGCGAAUAUGCUGUUGAUAUUGACAAAGUUUCCAAAGAUCUUCCAAGGUCAAAAUGGUAUGAGAUUGAGCGAAAGGCCGAAAAUCUCGCAUCACUGAAAGUCAAUGCUCCAAUUUGGCCGUAUACAGUGAAAGUUUUGGUUGCUGGUGUGCUGAUCGACCUUCUAAUAAAAGUUGCCAAAGUAAACACAGAAGUAUUCAAUGGCAGAACGUCUGAGAUCGUCUCUGCACUGACGCACGGGUAUAGCUCGUUCGAAGGACGAAGAUUCGGUAUCUUGAAGAUGCACCCAGCUGUAGCGAGGAUCUACAAAAGUUAUUUAUCAAAUCAAGGCAACAUUGUCAUGGAGACAGAAAAAGUACCAAUGCUAGUGCCACCACGCCCUUGGACUUCGAUCAAAGAGGGGGCUUUUCUUGUUUACCCAGUUCCGUUUGUGAGAACCAUCAUGGAACGAUACCAACUGAAAGAUCUGAAUGACAGAGACGAUCAAGGGGAGCUCAAUGCAAUCUUCGAUUGCCUCAACUUUUUGGGUACAACGUGUUGGAGAAUCAAUACAAAGAUAUUGGACAUGAUGAUUGCUAUUUUCAACGACAAAGGAGAUAGGCAUUUGGAAAUCUUUGGACCUGAUCUUCCGCCUGUCCCAAAGAUAAAGUCAAGCAAGGAUAUGACAGAUGAGGAGCGCCAAGCAGUGAUGCGCGAGAGAAGAGCUGUAAAGAAGAGUAACCACGAAAUUUUUGCCCUUCGAAUGGAUCUUCUUUACAAACUGUCAGUUGCAAAUCAUUUAAGAGAGAAGAUUUUUUGGUUGCCAGGCAAUGUUGAUUUCCGAGGAAGAGUCUACCCUGUGCCACCUCACUGUGCUCAUAUGGGAAACGAUGUUGCAAGAGGAAUGCUGCUGUUUGGAAGGGGACGACCACUUGGAGAAGAUGGAUUGGAUUGGCUAAAAGUUCAUCUAGUGAACCUGCAUGGAUCGUUGAAAAAAGCCUCGUUGAAGGAGCGUAUUGAUUUUGCCGAUGAAAAGAUGGACGAAAUAACGGAUUCAGCGGAUAACCCAUUAGAUGGUCGGAAAUGGUGGCAAGCGGGAGACGAGCCUUGGCAAUGUCUUGCCAUCUGUACGGAGAUCACUAAUGCGAUCAGGUCACCAGAUCCAACGAAGUACGUUUCCUACUUGCCAGUGCACCAAGAUGGCUCUUGCAAUGGCAUGCAGCAUUAUGCAUCAAUGGGACACGACGAAUAUGGCGCUAUACAUGUUAAUGUGAAACCGUGCGAGAAACCCCAAGAUUUGUAUGGAGAGGUGGCUAAUUUAGUUGAAAAGAAAAGAGCUGCAGAUGCUGCUGAAGGAAAUGCACUUGCCAAGCAGUUAGAAGGUAAAGUUAACAGAAAAGUUGUAAAACAAACGGUGAUGACGAUUGUCUACGGCGUGACAUUUGUUGGUGGACGACUGCAGAUCGAAAAGCAACUUAAAGAGCUGGACGUACCGGACGAAAUACUAUUCAAAGGGUCGUCAUAUUUGGUCCAUCAGGUUUUCAGGAGUAUUGGAGAAUUGUUCAAAUCUGCACGAAAAAUACAGGACUGGCUGAAUGUGGCUGCGACGCAAAUUUCCCUUACCGGGCACUGCGUCAGUUGGGUGACUCCACUUGGACUACCUAUCACUCAGCCAUACCACAAAGAGACUACAGAGGAAGUGCAGACUCCGGUGCAAAACGUUGCUCUAACUACCAUGUUUGAUCCGACUAAAAAGCCAAAUUUAUCAAAACAGAAAGGAGGCUUUGCACCAAAUUUUAUUCACUCUUUGGACUCAUGUCACAUGAUGCUGACAUCGUUAUUUUGUCAAAGAGCGAGGCUGACUUUUGCUUCAGUUCAUGAUAGCUUCUGGACACACCCACAAACAGUACCUAUGAUGAACAAGAUUUGCAGAGAGCAGUUUCUUUCACUACACAAUGAACCAAUUCUUGAAGACCUACGAAGCCAUUUUGAAGCAAAAUUUGGAAACCUUAAAAUGUCUAGACCUCUAAAAGGGCAUUACAAAGCAGUUUCAAGGUUCGAAAAAUUGCCAGAGAUUGGGACUUUUAACUUGAAUCAGGUUUUGGAAUCAGUGUAUUUCUUCAGUUGAAACAUUCUGUGCCCAGUGGAAAUACAUGGAUAAAAACUGUAAUGUACAACGUUUGUCAAUAUUAUGCAUUUUUUUGCUCUGUAUUUUGCAAGUUGUUUAGAUGAAAAAGAAUUUUUAUUUUCAAAUUAUCAUAUUAACCUCUAUGGAAAUGAA
Molecule: messenger RNA, 3870 nt
Organism: Rhopilema esculentum
Lineage: Eukaryota; Metazoa; Cnidaria; Scyphozoa; Rhizostomeae; Rhizostomatidae
Product: DNA-directed RNA polymerase, mitochondrial
Biological process (GO): mitochondrial transcription
Cellular component (GO): mitochondrial DNA-directed RNA polymerase complex
Molecular function (GO): mitochondrial promoter sequence-specific DNA binding; DNA-directed RNA polymerase activity; protein binding
Source: RefSeq, a predicted model, not a curated record